Gadus morhua (Atlantic cod) is the source of this 1838-nucleotide messenger RNA. RefSeq names its product parkin RBR E3 ubiquitin protein ligase (gene prkn). Lineage: Eukaryota; Metazoa; Chordata; Actinopteri; Gadiformes; Gadidae. The coding region runs from base 103 to 1470 and encodes 455 amino acids. Gene Ontology annotation, cellular component: cytosol; mitochondrion. Gene Ontology annotation, molecular function: ubiquitin-protein transferase activity; protein binding; zinc ion binding. The transcript is spliced from 12 exons. The record is from RefSeq and is a predicted model, not a curated record. Gene Ontology annotation, biological process: protein ubiquitination.
AAUGUCCGGCUCGACGUCACCGUAUGGACUACAACCGCUGUGUCUCCGUCUGACCAUGGUCUGACCCGCACAUGAAGGACGGCGACCCGGCUGACGCCCGCAAUGCUGGUCUUUGUUCGUUUUAACUCGGGUCCGGGCGUGGCGGUGGAGGUGGACGCGGGCUCCAGUGUGGGCGAGCUGAAGGCGCUGGUGGCCCAGCAGCAGGGGCUCCCUGCUGCUGGGCCUCUGAGGCUGCUCUUCGCUGGCCGCGAGCUCCAGGACGGGGACACCCUGCAGGCCUCUGACCUACCGGAACAGAGCACCGUCCACGUGGUGCUGCCACGCCCACACGCUGGGCUCCGCCUCCAGGAGAAGGGGGCGGGACAGAGACUGACCAGGCUGGACCUCCACGCCGACCGCUCUGGCCUGGCCGUCGCCUUGGAAACCAGCCCUGCCAGUCCCAGCCCGGCGGAGGACGGAGAGGAGGGGGGAGGAGCAGAAUGCCAGACCAAUGGUUACAGGACGUUCUACGUGUUCUGUAAGAGCGUGUGUGGCGCCGUCCGACCGGGCAAGCUGCGGGUUCGCUGUGGAGCGUGUAGACAGAGCACUCUGACGCUCAGCCGGGGUCCAUCAUGCUGGGAUGACGUGCUGCUCCCAGGCCGUAUCCAUGGCGUCUGUCAGUCGGAGGGCUGCCCCGGCACCGUGGCGGAGUUCUACCUGAAGUGUGCUCUUCAUCCUACGGCUGAGGAAGACGUGUCAGUGGCUCUGCCCCUCUUCAUCACCAACCACAGGGAGGUGGCCUGCAUCGCCUGCACCGACGUGCUGUGUCCGGUCCUGGUGUUCCAGUGUGCUGACCGUCAUGUCAUCUGUCUGGAGUGUUUCCGUGGUUACUGCCUCACCAGACUCAACGACAGACAGUUCAUCCACCAUCCCUUGAUUGGCUACUCACUGCCAUGUGCAGCUGGGUGUCCAGACUCUCUUAUUAAGGAGCUUCAUCAUUUCAGAGUCCUCGGGAAUGAGCAGUAUAUGCGUUACCAUGGAUACGGAGCAGAGGAGUGUCUGCUGCAGAUGGGCGGGGUCUUGUGUCCGAGGGCAGGCUGUGGGGCGGGGCUUAUCCCUCAAGCCCCGUCCACCCAGAGAGUGGAGUGCGAGAAGAUCAACGGCCUGGGCUGUGGGCUUGUGUUCUGUCGGGACUGUAAGGAAGAGUACCAUGAAGGGGAGUGUCAUAUGGCAGCUUCCUGCUCUGGGGACGCAGCUACGCAGUGUUUUGUGGUGGACGAGGGCGCCCUCCAGAGGAGCCGGUGGGAACUGGCGUCUCGCGACACCAUCAGAGAGACCACCAAACCCUGUCCUCAGUGCGGAGUCCCAGUGGAGAAGAACGGAGGUUGUAUGCACAUGGUGUGUCCGAGGAAGCAGUGUUCCAGUGAGUGGUGCUGGAUCUGCUCUGUGCCCUGGAACAGAGACUGCAUGGCCAACCAUUGGUUUGGAUGAAACAUUAGGACACGCCCACAGUCAACAAUCUCUCAGGAGAGAAGACACGCCCCCAACGAUGAUUAGACACGCCUUCAGCUGGGAAAGGACAUAUCUUCAACAGGGACAGGACACGCCUCAAAUUGUGAUAAGACACGCCUCCAACACUGACAGGACACGCCUCAAAUACUGACAGGACACGCCUCCAACAGUGACAGGACACACCUCCAACACUGACAGUACACACCUCCACGGACCUGGGUUCCAGGGUCCUGUUCCAGGGUCCUAGGUUCAAGGAUCCUGGGUUCCAGGCUGUGUUCCAGGGUCUACCGGGGUCCUGGGUUCCAGGCUGUGUUCCAGGGUCCUGUUCCAGGGUCUACCAGGGGUUU